This is a messenger RNA of Peronospora matthiolae, 588 nucleotides long. Lineage: Eukaryota; Oomycota; Peronosporomycetes; Peronosporales; Peronosporaceae. The record is from the annotation of a GenBank genome assembly.
AUGGCCAAGUGCUUUCUUCUCCUCGUGCUCGCACUUGUCAUGCUGGCUGGCGAUAACGCCCGGCUGGCUCAUGCAAUCAGUCCGAUGUCUCAAGUCACUUCUUCGGAACAACGUCCGGCGGGUGAGUCGGGAUUGGAGGACAAGCAAGUGCCUCAGUCACGUGGCUACACGAAGACCGUCGCCAGUGAAGAACGAGGACCGGCGAAAGUUUUCCCAUUGCCUGGGGGCCUCAUCGUGAGGAGACCAAACGAUGGUUGGGUUGCAGCGAUGAAGAAUGCGGCUGCCGAGAUGAAGAAUGUGCUUUCCAAGACGAAGUAUUUUGCGUCUGCGCUAAAGCUGGAGGGGACGAUCGCAAAGUUCAAAGGCAUGCAACGGCGCAAAACUUCCGUGGACGACUACGGGAAGGAGCUACAACUGGACCCGGCGGCCAUGGAUUCAUACAGAAGCUUCAGAGUCAGCGCUGAAGACCUUCGACGUAGAGGACGCGAGUACGGAUCAUACUUGGACUAUAAGUACUUUAUGGAACGAGGGCCAGAGCAGAUGCGUCUUCGGCUGCGCAAUGAGCAUGCACCAGAGCCUACCCGUUGA